Emiliania huxleyi CCMP1516 is the source of this 3942-nucleotide messenger RNA. RefSeq lists its product as hypothetical. Lineage: Eukaryota; Haptophyta; Isochrysidales; Noelaerhabdaceae. Bases 1 to 3942 code for a protein of 1313 amino acids. Gene Ontology annotation, biological process: transmembrane transport. Gene Ontology annotation, cellular component: membrane. The record is from RefSeq and is a predicted model, not a curated record. The transcript is spliced from 7 exons. Gene Ontology annotation, molecular function: ABC-type transporter activity; ATP binding; ATP hydrolysis activity.
AUGACCGUUGAAGAACCGUUGAAGGAGCGCGUCGUACGCAUAUUGGUAGGGCAGCUGUGGGAAUCCGUCACACGCUACAUCACCUUCUUUGAUCUCUUCAACACUGAGCGAUCGGAAGAGGAGGUCGACAACGACCGCUCUGCGCCGCUUUUGCUUGCGAUGACCUCCGCCGGCGGCCGCUCGCCCGACGACGCCUGCCUGAUCUCGCGCCUCUGGCUCGGCUGGUGCGCGGCCAUCGCGUACAGAGGCUGGUCCAAGCCGCUGCACGAGGAGGACCUGCCCUCCGCGCCAAGCGGAGUGCGGUCGGAUCCGCUUCACCGCGUCGCGGUCGAGCUGUGGGAGGCGGAGCUGGCGCGUGCCGAGCCGGGCAAGGCGCAGGUCCUCUCGGGCGUGCUGUACCCACUCGCGCGCCGCAGCUUCUACCAGGGCGGUGCGCUGCUGGUCGUCUCCGGCCUCUGCAACUCGGUGGCGCGGCCGCUGCUCCUUAAAAGCGCCGUCGAGUCCAUCUCGCCCGACGAGCCGCUCUGGCGCGGCUUCGCCUUUGCCGGCGGCCUCGGUGCCUGCCUGCUGCUCGAGCAGUGGAGCAAGACGCAGGGCCUGCACAUCGCGGGCGACGAGGCGAUCCUGCGCGCGUCGUCGGCCGCGAUGCAGCUGGUGACCCUCAAGGCGGGCCGGCUCCGCACCGGCGUCGGCUCGGACGGCGCCGAGCAGACGCUGCUCGGCAAGGACCUCGUGGGGGCCGCCGACAUGGCCCGCUUCCUGCCGCUCAUGUGGCUCUGCCUCUCCUCCCUCGUCGGCGGCCUCACCGUCGUCUUCGUCCUCUCGGGCCUCGCCGGCGGGCUCGGCGUCCUCGUCAUGGCGGGCACCUUCUUCGCGUCGGAGGAGACGGCGGGCGCGACGAGGGAGCUGCUCGAUGGCGCAAAGGUGGUCAAGUUCAUGGGCUGGGAGGAGACGUACCUCGCCCACAUCUGCCGCCGCCGCGCGACCGAGCUGACGCACCUCCGCACAUACCGCAUCGCGAUCAACGUCGUCGUGCAGAUCGGGCGCGCCUCGCCCAUCAUCUCCAUCCUCUGCACCGUCCUCGUCCUCGUGCUCACUUCGCCCGACCGCUUCCGCGCCGAUGUCGUGCUGCCAAUCAUCUCCCUCUUCCAGAUCAACAUGCUCAGCCUGCCGGAGCGGUCCGGCCGCCGGACGGUCGGCGGCGCCGGCGACGUCGAGGCCAAGCCGGUCGACGCCGUGAGCGACGUGUCGCUCUCGGUGCGUGCGGGCGAGCUGGUCGCGCUGGUCGGGCCCGUCUCUGCGGGCAAGACGUCGCUGCUGGCGGCCCUGUGGGGGGAGGCGUUCGUCCGCAGCGGCAAGCACGCCGUUGCGCAGGCCGCCAUCGUGCCGCAACGCCCCUUCACCAUCGCCGGCACGAUCCUCGACAACAUCCUGCUCGGGAGGCCGCUCGAGCCGGACCUGCUCGCGCAGAUCCUCGAGGGGUGCGCCCUGCUCGACGACCUGGCGGCGCUGCCGCUGCGUGAGCACACCGAGGUGGGCGAGCGAGGCGUGACUCUCUCGGGCGGGCAGCAGCAGGUUGGCGGUUCCAGCGCGUGCGUGCUCCUCGACGCCAUCGUCCGCUACGUCAAGCGCGGCUGGCUGGCGGAGCCCGAGGCCGGGCCGGUCGCGCGCGCCGCGCUCGUGUCGGCAUCACAAGGCGGCCACCUGCACGCCUUCGACUCGCUCCUGCUCAUCGAGGGCGGCGCGGUGACUGCGCACGGCCCGCGCGAGGCGCUGCUCGCCUCGGGGUCGGAGCUCGCGGACCGGCUCCUCGGCGCCGCCGCCGCCGCAUCGCUGGACGACCUUCCCGAGGCGAGCCGCUCGCCGGCCGAGGCGGCGGCAGCUCUCGCCAAGGCGGCCGAGGGCGCGUCUGCGGCCGGCGCGAAGGCUUCUGCGACGCCGCCGGGCGGCGUCUCGCGGCUCACCACGGCCGAGAGACGGCAGACGGGUUCCUUCUCCUCUGGCAUCUACACCACCUAUCUCCGCGCGCUCGGGACCGCGUCCGUCUGGUCCUACUUUGCGCUGCUCGUGCUCACCUACAGCACCUUCCUGCUCGCCGACUUGUGGCUCGUGCGGUGGUGGAUCGGCGACGCGGGGCCGGCUGCCGGGUUACCGACAGCGAGCCGGGCGGGCGUCUACUCAGGCUUGUGCCUCGGCUUCAUCGCGCUGAUCAUCGGCUCGUCCAUCUUCUUCACCGUCAUUUCGGUGCGCGCCUCGGCGGCGAUGCACCGCAGCACGCUCCGCCGCGUCAUCUACGCGCCGCUCGGCUGGUACGACAGCACGCCCUCUGGACGCGUCCUCUCGCGCUUCACCUCGGACCUGAACACGGUCGACAUCAAGCUGAGCAUGGACGUGGACAACCUGAUGCAUAUGUUCUUCCAGGCGGCCACGAUGGUCGGGCUGAUUGCCUCCACGACUUGGGUCCUCGCUGUCGUCGCCGCCGGCGUCUUCGCCGUCUUUUGCUUCGCCACUCUGGUCGCAGACCGCUCGAUACGCGAGGUGCGCCGCAUCGCCAACAACGCUGUCUCGCCAAUCAUGUCCAACAUCGCCGAAAUCAAGGUCGGGACGCCGCUCGUGCGGGCGAUGCGCCUCGGCUCCUUCUUCGCCGCCCGCCAGUCUGCGGCGAUUGGCGCGUGGGCUCGCUUCUCCUACCUCUCACGGGCGAUGCAGUCCUGGUCCGCGCACGUGGGUGGCUCCCUCGCCUUUGUCUUUGGCGUCGCCACAUUCUUCUUCAUCAUCGGGAAUCGCGCCUCGUUUGGGGUAGCGGAGGGCGGCCUCGCGCUCACGUACGCAGUCGUCGCCCCCUACUUCAUCAACAUCAUCUCCGAGAUGUUUGUCCAGCUGCGCACGUCCAUGGCGGCGCUCGAGCGGCUUCUGGAGUACCUGGAGCUGCCGCAGGAGCCGCCGCACGAAUUGCCGUCCGACCCGCCGCAGGCCGACUUUCCAAAAGCGGGCGAGGUGGUCUUUCAGAGCCUCUGCAUGCGGUACCGGCCCGGGCUGCCGCUUGCGCUGGCGGACUUCUCGGCCACCAUCGCCCCCCGGCAGAAGGCCGGGGUGGUCGGCCGAACGGGCACGCCACCUACUGGCCUGAUCGCUAGCACCGCACCGAUGGUGACUCGCAUCGUUUGGCGCUCUUUAGGCGCUGGCAAGAGCACGCUUGUCCUCGCUCUCUUCCGACUGCUCGAGCCGGCUGCGGGCAGCAUCCUCAUCGACGGGCGCGAGACGGCCUCGCUCGGCUUGCGCGCUGAUGCCCCCCGCGUGCGCGGCCCCUCCCGCGAGCUUUGGCGCGAGCUCGCCGCCGCCUCGCAGGAUCCGGUGCUACACCAGGGCACCGUCGCGCACAACCUCUGCCCCUUUGGAACAAAGAGUGACGAGGAGCUGGCGUCGGCGUUGGUGCGCGCUCGGCUCCCCGCCGACCUCCUCGGCACGCACGUCUCCAAGAAUGGCUCGAACCUCUCCUCGGGCGAGCGGCAGCUCCUCUGCUUUGCGCGCGCGAUGCUCGAGGAGACGUCGAUCCUCGUGCUCGACGAGGCCACGAGCAACCUCGACGAGAACUCUGACGCGGCGAUGCAGGCGCUGCUCCGUGAGGAGUAUGCGGCGAAGACGGUGAUCACCAUCGCGCACCGCCUCCUGACCGUCGCCGACUACGACACCCUCCUCGUGCUUGGCGGCGGUCGCCUGCUCGAGCAGGGGUCGCCCGCAACGCUGCUCACCGACCCAGCAUCGGUGCUCAGCAGCAUGGCUGCCGCUCUCGGUGAUGAGGGGAGGGCCGCGUUGCUGGACAAGGCACGGCAAGCGAAGGGCCGCCAGUCCAGGCACACUCCUGCUCAUGAGGAUGAGCAAUCCGUUCGCGUCCCUGGCGUCUCACCCCAAGCCGACUCGGUGGUUCAUACCCGUUUGUAA